Messenger RNA from Symbiodinium sp. CCMP2456, 669 nucleotides. The record is from the annotation of a GenBank genome assembly. Lineage: Eukaryota; Dinophyceae; Suessiales; Symbiodiniaceae.
AUGUCGACUUGCUGGGAACAAGGUUUCGGAGCCAUCAGCCGCCGUUUGUCCAUAGUCCCCAACGAAGAAGCGAAUCUGGCAAUGUCUGUGUCGGCAGGCUUGGCCGGAUACCUGGUGUCCCUCAUCCUCGUUGUCGUGGGUCUCGUGGCGGGCCGAGGUCUCGUGGCGGGCCCAGAUCAGGAGCAGCCCAUCAGCUUGAACUUCGAGCCGCUGCCGCUGGUUUUGAAGCUUCUGCUUCGGCCGAUGCUGGGAGAGCCAUCAGCUUCCAGGCAGCCCGACCCCUUUAGCGAUCCUGUUGCUAUAGCUUUCCCUGCAAACCCGAUUAUCAUCGGCGGUGUAAUCGGUCUCGUGCUCACUUCGUUGAACCUCCUCAGUUUGGGGCGUUUGGACGGAGCCAUCCUCGCACGCAGUUCUCUCCGAAGUCUCAGACUUCCUGGCCUUCUGAGUGUCGGCAUUCUGUGUGCAGGCUGUCUCAGCACGUCUGGAGCCAGCUAUUUGUACGGGCUCUUUGCGAUUUAUGCCUUGGUCUUGCAAAGUGGCUACAACCGCCCGGUGCGCGAUGGUGUGUCUCAGCCGGAGACGUCCCUCAGCCUCACGGCCAUUGGUUUACUAGUCACCGGCAUUCUGCUGUCUUUGCCAAGUUCCUUGCCUGGUCUGCAGACAAUGUAG